Molecule: messenger RNA, 408 nt
Organism: Pipistrellus nathusii (Nathusius's pipistrelle)
Lineage: Eukaryota; Metazoa; Chordata; Mammalia; Chiroptera; Vespertilionidae
Source: the annotation of a GenBank genome assembly
AUGGAAACCCACAUAAAGGAACAACAUUGCCAGAUAUUUGCACAUCCAAAGUACCUUAAGGAUAUAUUUCCUCUCAUUUCUAAAGUCAUGAUGCUACCAGAGAGAGCCAGGCAUUGUCUGCCCAACUUGGGAAGGACAGGAUGCUUAAUAACCAGGUGUUCAUCCCAAGCCUUAGGAUCUUCCUCAAUCUCCUGUAAAUGCUGUUUGCUUUGUACACAAGGAAGUCACAGAAUAGCAAUUGGUAGGCCUAAGAACCACACCAACAAGAAGGCACUGAAAAGAUUUAACAUAAGAAACAUAAAAGAUUCUAGAAGUACCUAUGUGCCUGUUUACCAGGCCCUGGCCCUGAUGUUAUCCUUCCUUCUCAGAGGCAGCAAGUUAAUAGGAUCAUGGCUUACUCAUCACUAA